Molecule: messenger RNA, 1812 nt
Organism: Cryphonectria parasitica EP155
Lineage: Eukaryota; Fungi; Ascomycota; Sordariomycetes; Diaporthales; Cryphonectriaceae
Exons: 4
Coding region: 1-1812 (603 amino acids)
Biological process (GO): regulation of DNA-templated transcription
Molecular function (GO): zinc ion binding; DNA-binding transcription factor activity, RNA polymerase II-specific
Source: RefSeq, a predicted model, not a curated record
AUGGUAUAUUGCGGGCGGCCAUCUGCAAACUGUGGUCUUUGUCGAGCCAAGAAGAGGCGGUGCGAUAAAGCCGUUCCAGGAUGUGGGCAGUGUGCGUCAUCAGGAAGGAGAUGUCAGGCAUGCCCUGGUUAUCACGAUGCCUCUAGCAUCAUCAUCCGCAACGAGACGACACGGGUUAUCAGCCGUAAAGGAAGGAGGAAAGAUGAUCAUCUCGCAGAUGUCGUCACAGAGGACCGCUUGAGCCCAUCCCCUCUGUCACCCUUCCCCAGCUCCUCCUCAUUAUCUUCCUCCUUAUCCUCCUCCUCCCACCCUGAUCAAUCCCAGUCAAGGAGACACGAAUAUUGGGAUACUCAAGCUGUAUCGAUGCUGGUGGCCCCAGAGGCGCCGUUAGAGAGCCUCCACGACCUGGCCAUCAGUUACUUCCUGUCCAACUACGUGAUAGAGGACUCCGGUCCCUGCCCUGGCUUCCUUAACUACACCCUCGAAAUCCUCGCCGACCCACUAGGCGACACAGAAAUGGUUCGCCUGGCCAUCUGCGCAGCAGGCUUAGCCGGGCUCGCCAGCACACCCGGAACCCAAAGCAUCAUGAGCAGGGCGCGCGCCAGCUACGCCGAGGCCAUCGAGCGUGUCAACCGAUCCCUCGCCGACCCCCUGACGGCCAGCAAGGACAGCACCCUCUUCGCCGUGCUGGUGCUGGGCCUGUUCGAGACCAUCACGUGCGCCGGCAGCGCGUCCCUCGAGGCGUGGGCCCACCACAUCAACGGCGCGGCCAGCCUGCUCGUGCACCGCGGCACGGCCCAGUUCCGCACCACGCUGGGCCUGCGCAUCUUUGGCGAGGCCGUCAGCCACGUUCUGACCCUCUGCUCCCGCCACGGCCACCCCGUCCCGCCGCGCCUGCGCCUCCUGCGCGUCGAGAUGGAGAGGAGGAGGACUCCAGAUAGCAGUGAUGUCGUCAUCGUCGUCGCCGCCGCCGCCGCCGCCGCCUCAACCUGCAGGAGCCCAUCACCCUCCUGGAUCCUGGGCACGGCACAUAUUGAGGUGAUGGACCUGUACCACCGCGUAGACCCAGACCAGGACCACCCCUUCCUGCCAGACGAGUGGGAGGCGCUCCUCUCGCACGCUGCCGAGCUCGACCGCCGCCUCGAGACCUUAACCGCCAACAUGCCUCUCCACUGGCGCUUCAAGACAGUCCACGACCCAGCCGCGAACCCGCGCGCCGUGUACCGCAGCGUCUACCACAUCUACUACAACACCUGGGUCGCCAAGAUCUGGAACGGCCUGCGCGCGUGCCGCAUCAUCCUGCACCAGGCCAUCUACGCCCUGCUCCUGCGCGAGGGGCUCGCCUGGGCGCCGCACGAGGUCAUGGGCCCAAGCGGCGGCGGCGCCUACACGGCGUUGCUGCAGAGGGUGUCGGACACGACGGCUGAGAUGCGCGAUGGGAUUCUCGCGUCCGUGCCGCAGAUGCUGGGCUUUGUGCGCCACGACGACGACGACGACGACGACGACGGCGCUGCUGUUGGCAAGGGUUCGACGUCGGGGUACCGUCUUGACUGCAGCUCGGCCGACAUGCCGCGCCUCGUCCCGGCCUCGGGGGCUUAUUUCCUGCUCUGGUAUCUGUUCCUUGCUGGCUGGCUGCCGAUCAACACGCCGGAGACGCGGGCUUGGGUUGUGGACCGCCUGCGUGCUAUUCGCUCUGCGACGGGGAUUCAGAAGGCUGGUUAUCUUGCGGACGAGCUGGAGAAACAACCUGCUUUGUUGGUCACCGCCGCCGCCUUGCGACCAAUGGGCGAGUUCCUGCUCCCUGACUUUUAG